Messenger RNA from Lonchura striata (white-rumped munia), 2730 nucleotides. Lineage: Eukaryota; Metazoa; Chordata; Aves; Passeriformes; Estrildidae. The record is from RefSeq and is a predicted model, not a curated record.
GCUCGGGCCGGCCGCGGCCGUGGCCGGGGUGCGAGAUGGCCGCCGGCGGGAGCCGCGCCGUCCUGGGGCUGUGGCUGCUGGCGGCGGGGCUGUGCGGCGCGGCGGCGGCGGGCAGGUCCCCCAGCUGCCACGAAGUGCGGACGGCGUUCCAGCUGCGGCAGAUCGGGCCCCUCAAGCUGGUCCCCGACGUGCCCACGGCCGAGUCAGAUUUACAGAUCUGUCAACACAGGGCACCAACAUGUUGCACCAAAAAGAUGGAAGAAAGCUACCAGGCAGCUGUUCGAAGGGAGAGGACUCAGAGCAUCCAGGCACUGAACUUUGAGCUGAAGUACAUGAUUGUUGGUCACAUCACAGCUUUUCAAGAGGCCUUUGAGUCUUUGCUUCGCUUUGCUGAAAACCGCACAAGUUCCCUGUUUGAGACAGCUUACAGACCUAUGGCAAAAGAAGCAGCAGAGCCUGUUAAGGAGCUUUUUACAGACAUCUCUCUCUACAUUCUGGGCGCAGAGACCACAGUGGAAAGUGCAGUUCUGCGGUUCUUUGACAGUCUCUUUCCUCUGGUGUACAGCCGGCUAAUAAACCCAGGAAUUACUGAUCUGUCAGAGGACUACACAGAGUGUCUGCGGCUUACAAGGCAAGACAUAAAUCCUUUUGGACACUAUUCUAAAAACAUGGUUACAGAGCUGUCCAAAUCUCUGUGGGCCAGCAGGAUGCUGAGCCAGGCCCUGAGCCUGGGCAUUGAGGUGAUAAACAGCACGGAGCACGCCGCGCUGAGCAAGGAGUGCAGCAGGGCGCUGGUGAAGAUGCAGUACUGCCCGCACUGCCAGGGCCUGACGCUCAUCAGGCCCUGCGUGGGAUACUGCCUCAACGUCAUGAGGGGCUGCCUGGCCAGCGUGGCCGAGCUGGAUGCACACUGGAGGGAGUUCAUCUCCACGCUGGAAUAUCUGACGAACGAAAUGGCUGCCUCGCACGAGCUGGAAAUGGCCCUGGCGGGGAUCUGGAGCUCCAUCAACGAGGCCAUCCUGCACGCCCAGCUGAACGGACCGCAGCUCUCUGCCACAGUUGAUAAAGUGUGUGGACAGCCCAAACAGCAUGAAGGCAACCUGUCAUCAGCCAAUAUUGUGCCAGUGAAGGAAGUGACUGGAACCCAGACAUUUGUGAUGGCUCACACCAGCCUGAACAAUAAAAGAAGUUCUCUGCCUCUGAAAGCUUCAAAGAAUGACAAAUCAAGAAGUUUGAAAAAAAUCUCUCGAGAGUUCAUCAGUUACAUGAAGCGGUCCCGAACCUUCUAUGCCUCCAUAGCAGAAAGGCUUUGUGAUGGAGACCUGGUGAUGAGAGACAGCUCGACCUGCUGGAAUGGAGAGGAUGUUGUAGAAAGUUAUACCAGCAGAGUUGUUUCCAAUGGACUGAAGGCACAAAUUAAUAAUCCAGAACUGAAAGUCAGAGGAUUGGACCCACUCAUCAACAAUUUAAUUGAUAAACUUCAGCACUUUAAUCAACUGGAUGCUGAGAAGGCAAAGAUGAAGCUGGAGAGAUGGGGUGCCCGAGAUGCUGGCAGUGGGGCUGGAAGGAGUGAGGAGAUGGAGUCAAGUGGAGACUGUGAUGAUGAGGAUGGCUGCCAAGGAUCUGGGGACAGGAUGCACACAGCAGAUAUACUCAAAGACAAAAAAACCCAUCCGGAAAACAGAAAUGAACCAAAACCAACCAUGAAGAAGAUUGACACCACAACCACAAGCACUGUCAAGUCAUCCUCCAAACACAGUGUAACUGGCAAUGGGAGCAGCCCAGCCCCGAGUCCCUCCCUUGCUGUUCUGGCAGCACUAGCAGUUCUGUGGCACUGUCCCCUGUAGCUCAUUGCCCUGCAGAUGCUGUGCUAGUGCUCCUCUUCACUGUCAUUGACACCUGCAGCCUUACCCGACUGGAAACAAAUGGAAAUGGCUCUCUAGUUGAUGUGAUAGGAUAAAUAAAAGUGAAAUGUUGGAGUUGGCAGAUACUAAUUGUCAUCACUUUCAAUGUCUGAAGAUAGCUUUUGGCAAAGCCCACCCAAGGUACAGCAAGGAUGAUCACAAGGGUCUGCAUAGCUCAAGUUAUGGGGUAGAAAUAACUGAAAACACAGAAAUUGUGUAUGUGUGUGUUACUGUUUCUAUCAAUUUCGUUUGCUAGAAUCUGACUGGCUGUUCUUUAUUUGUUUAAUUUUUCUGGUAAGUUAUAUGAAUGGUCAGUCUUCAAAUUCAAGGCAAUCCACACUUUGUUUUUUUAAGUGAACAGCUAACAAGCUGUGCUACAGUUCACAGAAUGAUAGAAUGUUAUGGGGUUGGGAUGGACCUUAAAGACUAUCGAGUCCCAGCCCCACUGCCAUGGGCAGGGACACCUCCCACCAGCCCAGGUACCAGGUUGCUCCCAUGUAGGGUGAAGUGCUCUCUACCAGCUUGAUGAAAUUCCUGAGAGGUCAAGAAGAUCAAAGCAUGUUUGAAACUUCUUUUCACUCUUAUUGUUUAGAUUGUAGGAAGCAACAUAAAAACAUAUGGUGUGUCUAAUAUAUCAGUAUAGUUGCCUUAACUGUGGAAAAAAAUAGAACCACUUUGUUUACUGAGAGACAUAGAUAGUGAAUUUCCCUGCCCCACAAAAUGUCAUUACCAGAUGCUUAAGCAUAUGCUCGAGGAUUAUUGGAUGAAUGUCCAGCAAAGGGAAACAUAAAUAAACAUAAUAAUGUUUUAUCCACUUGAAUGCAGC